AAGAAGGAACUUAAAAAGUCAACAUACCGGGGAUAUUGCCAAUUGUUUAUCGGAAUAUUUGAUUAUUACUUACACAAGUUAAACACAGUUCUGACUCCAUUUAAUGAAUACAUCUGAAGCCAAACAUCCGUAAUUUGGGAGAUUAUAACAUAAACAAUACAGACUCAGGUUCAGCAUGAAAGAAUAAGCAAUUGUUAGAGGAUGAUGUGAACUUUUGGCUUGAGUAAGGGCGCCCCUUAAACCGUCAUGGAGACGACGACGAGCGCCCUUGAUAUCCCUGUCAACUACAUCCUGGGCCGUUGCACGUUCGCCAAUUGGGAUGAGGAGGACGAGCCGGCAAACACCACGUUGAGCAUCCUUAACGUUUCCUACGUGGUGAAGGAGCGCGUGGGGCCCUGGUGGAAGGGGGCUUGUCUUCGGAGAAUACGUCACAAGCUCGUGCUCCGUGACGUAUGCAUGCACAUGCGUAGUGGACAAAUUAACGCGAUACUCGGCGGCUCCGGCUCGGGCAAGACGUCACUGUUGGACUGUAUUGCCCAGCGGGCGGAAGGGACGAUGUCCGGCAAGGUAUACUACAACAAUUCCGAGUGUACGCCCGACCUCGCCCAGAACUUCAUGAGUUACGUCAUGCAGGCUGACCGGCUGCUGCCAAACCUGACGGUCCGGGAGGCGCUCAGAUACAGCGCCCAGCUCCGCCUGCCCGGAAACGCCUCUAACUUCGACAUCGAGGAGAAGGUGAGUAAGGUGAUCAUUGAGAUGGGUCUGAAGAACGUGGCGGACCAUCGGAUAGGCGGAAGCGUCAUCCGGGGCAUUUCCGGCGGGGAGAAGCGCCGCGUCACCAUCGCCACACAGCUCCUGCAAAAUCCGAAGAUUCUGUUACUGGACGAACCUACGUCCGGUCUGGACUCGUUUACGGCGCGCAGCCUAAUGGCGUCCCUGGCGAACCUUGCGCACCAGGGCGGCAAGAUUGUCCUCCUUACCAUCCACCAGCCUCGCUCUGAGAUCUUCAGAAUGUUUGACCAGGUGUCGUUAUUGUCUCGUGGCCAGCUCGUUUAUUAUGGGGCAGGGGAACGGAUGGUUGACUACUUCAAGGAGCUCGGCUACCCUUGCCCAACUUACACCAACCCCACAGACUUCUAUGUGGACAUGGCAAGUGUCGACCGGCGCGACAACGAACGUAACGAGGAGAGUUCCGGUCGCGUGAAGGAGCUGACGGAUGCGUACGCGGCGUCCAUGGUGCACAAGGACGUGGUAUAUGAGAUAAUUGAGGAUACCAUGAAACCCACCACCGGAAGGCAGCUUUUCGCACAGAAGUUCACGCACUAUAGACCCCAGAAAUCAAGCUUCUUUAGGACGCUCUUUACGUUGCUCGGGCGGAUGACGUUAAACGUGUUCCGUGACCGGGCGAGCUACCUGUCGCGCGUCUUUCUCCUAUCCCUGUUCGUGCCCUUCAUCUGCGUCUUCCUAGGGCGGCUGGGUACCAACCAAACAAGCGUGCAGGACCGAAUCGGUCUCCUGUACCAGAGCUCCCAAGUGCCGACCUUCGUCGCCGCCCUCAACGCCAUCGGCCUCUUCCCCCCGCUGCGAGACCUGUACUACAGGGAGGGCCGGGACGGGCUGUACGGAUGCACCACGUUCUUGCUCGCCUACAUCCUCCAUAUCCUGCCCUUCACCGUCAUCUCCACAGCUAUCUUCUGCUCCGUCGUCUACUGGGUGACGGGUCUGCAGCCCCACACAGACCACUUCCUUCACUACUGUAUCAUCAUCCUGUUUAUGCACCUGUUCGGGGAGAUCAUGAGCGUUCUCCUUAUGGGCGCCUUCAUGAACACCGCCCUCGCCACCAGCAACGCAUCCAUCAUUCUCUCAGCUUCCGGUCUCAUGGCUUCUGGUUUCCUGAGAAACUUGGAGAAGAUGCUGCCGGUGUUCCAGUGGGCGGCCUGGGGUAAUAUUUUCAAGUACGCCGGGGAGAUCCUCGCCGCAAACGAGUUCCACAACCUCAAACUUAACUGCAAGAACAACGGAACGUUCUGUUUCACGAGCGGGGAUGCGUACCUUGCGCUAGUGUACCCGGAGGCUGUGGACAACAUGACGCGCAACUUCUGGGCCGUGACCGGCUUCACCAGUGCCACCUUCAUCUGCGUUAUAGCCGUGUUUAAGAUCCGGGGUAUACCCAAUCUGAGCUGAUGACGUCAUUGAUUAAAGAGCGUGAGGACAAACGUUGUGCAGUGUUCCUCACAUUGGGCUGUCCACGUGGUGACACUGUGAUUGUUUAACCUCGGUUCUAUUCUCAGGUCUAGUCAGUGAAAGAAUGUUUGUACAAUUUAUUUAUGAACAUUGUGUUUAGGGAUACAUCCGGAGCAAUCACCUUUAAGUGGUGUAUAUCAUUACGUCAUUCGUGAACUACACAUCACUGAAGCAAUCAAAAUGUCACAUCGAGGUGGAUAAUUCGUAAGAGUAUGUGUUAUUUUAAAAGGCAGUGUUUGCACCUUGUAACGCAGGUUGUAAACGCCGACAAAACUGUGAUAAUAAUGACGUUGGCAUGGCGGUUUGCGAUGACGUCACUGUGUUUCACAACCACAGAGACUGAUGCGACCUCUACGCUAAGCUACGCCUCGCUUUGGAACGAAUUUUUAUUGUCAACCAAUCGUUUAGUAGAUCUCGUAUUUUUAUUGAUAAUAUGUUAAUGAUGUUGAAACCUGAUGCGAAGUGUUCAUGAUAUACAAUACAUUGUUAUCAGCAUGUGUUUGAAUUUGCACGCAUUUAUUUUAGCAUUUAAUCAAAAACAUUUCUCUUUGAUUGCCAAAGGAAGUACAUGUACGUAAUUUUGUAUUACUGUUUAAGUUGUAAGUUGUGUUGUAAUCUGUUUAUUUUCUUACUCGUCUGAUUUCGCAAAACAUUGGAACAGAUGUGAAAAUUGAAACAAAUUUCCUGUAAGGCGAACUUAUUGUUUAUCUUAUUUAACAGAAGUAGUCAAAGAAUUAGCAGUUGUGCGUGUUUCCAUAUCUUGAAAUCCUUCAUUUGUACUGCCCACUUGCAAAUACAUGUAAUGUUUCUUAAUGUUCAUGUAAUCUAGUCAAGCAUUCCUGUGGGGUUUCCCUGUCUGUUAUUGUAAAGAACGUUUUCUUGUUAUUAUUGUUGAAAUAAUAAUUGAUUGUUGAUAAAAAGAGGAAUAAAUUCAUCAAAAAUA
Molecule: messenger RNA, 3187 nt
Organism: Mya arenaria
Lineage: Eukaryota; Metazoa; Mollusca; Bivalvia; Myida; Myidae
Product: ATP-binding cassette sub-family G member 5-like
Exons: 13
Coding region: 247-2184 (645 amino acids)
Biological process (GO): cholesterol homeostasis
Cellular component (GO): plasma membrane
Molecular function (GO): ABC-type transporter activity; ATP binding; ATP hydrolysis activity
Source: RefSeq, a predicted model, not a curated record